AGGAUCAAGGAUCGAGGAGAUUCCACAGCCAAAAUGGCGUUGAGGAACAUUGCGAUGAGAGUCUUAUUGCUCCUGGCGGUGGUGAGCGCGGCAUAUGCCGCCAAAGGCAAGGCGGAAAAGAAGGAGAGCGCAGAUGGUCCGGCGGCGUCCGGUCCGGCGGCGUCCGGUGAGGGCGGGGAGUACGACAUCACCAAGCUCGGCGCCAAGGCCGACGGCACAACGGACUGCACCGAGGCGGUGGAGGAGGCAUGGGCCUCGGCAUGCGGUAGCACCGGGAACCCGACCAUCAUCAUCCCCAAGGGUGAUUUCCUGACUGGAGCUCUGAAUUUCACGGGGCCGUGCAAGGGCGACGGACUCAACAUCAAGCUGGAAGGCAACCUGCUAGCUUCCAACGACCUGGCCAAGUUCAAGUCUAACUGGAUCGAGAUCAUGCGCGUGAAGAAGCUCUCCAUCACCGGCAAAGGCAACAUCGACGGUCAGGGCAAGGCCGUCUGGACAAAAAACAGCUGCCAAAAGAACUACAACUGCAAGAUAUUGCCAAACUCGUUGGUGCUGGACUUCUGCGACGACGCACUCAUCGAAGGCAUCUCUAUCAUCAAUUCCAAGUUCUUCCACAUGAACAUCUUCCAGUGCAAGGGCGUGACCGUCAAGGACGUGAAGGUGAACGCGCCCGGGGACAGCCCCAACACCGACGGCAUCCACAUGGGCGACUCGUCCAAUGUCAGCAUCAUCGACACCACCAUCGGCGUUGGCGACGACUGCAUCUCCAUUGGCCCCGGUUCCACACAAGUCAACAUCAGCGGCGUGACCUGCGGCCCAGGCCAUGGUAUCAGCAUUGGCAGCCUCGGGAGGUACAAGGACGAGAAGGACGUGACCGACAUCAGCGUCAAGAACUGCGUGCUCAAGGGCUCCACCAAUGGCCUCCGCAUCAAGUCGUACGAGGACGCCAAGUCGCCCCUCGUAGCAUCCAAGAUCCACUACGAGAACAUCGAGAUGGACGACUCGGGCUACCCCAUCAUCAUCGACCAGAAGUACUGCCCCAACAAACUUUGCACCUCUAAGGGCGACGCCGACAGGGUCACCGUCAAGGACGUUACCUUCAAAAACAUCACCGGCACCUCCGCCACCCCCGAGGCCGUCAGCCUGCUCUGCUCCGAAAAGAAGCCCUGCGAAGGCGUCACAAUGUCCGACGUCAAGAUCGAGUACUCCGGCAAGAACAACAAGACCAUGGCUGUCUGCACCCACGUCAAGGUCACCGCCACGGAAGUCGACAAGGCCAACACAUGCGACGCCUGAACCAUUGCUCCCACGGUAGAAGAGAUAACAACACCGUGAGAGGCACUCUCCUUCCAUCUUGCGCGGCAUGAUUUCUUUUCUCGGUAUGUAGAUUUUCGAAUCCGCGCUAGGAGAUCGUCCUUUACUUUUCUUCCUAGGUUGACCGCUUACCUUUAUACUCAAAUAUAUGUACGUGCCAGCUCAGAGCCACUUGAUCCAUAUACUUUUGAUGAUUUUGGCGUUUA
Molecule: messenger RNA, 1520 nt
Organism: Triticum dicoccoides
Lineage: Eukaryota; Viridiplantae; Streptophyta; Magnoliopsida; Poales; Poaceae
Product: exopolygalacturonase-like
Exons: 3
Coding region: 34-1296 (420 amino acids)
Biological process (GO): carbohydrate metabolic process
Molecular function (GO): polygalacturonase activity
Source: RefSeq, a predicted model, not a curated record